CAGCUCAAACCGAGAUAGGACGGCAUUGAUUGUCAGACAAUUAAAGGACAGGAGAUACGAAACCAGGAGAGGAAACGCGAGCACUGGAGUUUGGUAAUAGACCUCUGUUAAUUAUACCUGGCGCAGAGCUGCUGUGGGAUGAUGCAAGGGAUUGGCAUGGUCGAUAAAAACAGCACCGGUAUGCGCCGUCUCAAACAGUGGCUCAUUGACCAGAUUGAUAGCGAUCAGUAUCCAGGCUUGGUGUGGGAUGAUGAGCAGAAAGUGACUUUUCGGAUUCCCUGGAAACACGCCGGGAAACAGGACUACAACCAGGAGGUGGACGCUUCGAUCUUCAAAGCUUGGGCUAUUUUCAAAGGAAAAUAUAAAGAAGGUGAGAAAGCAGAGCCUGCCACAUGGAAAACGAGACUUCGUUGUGCGCUCAACAAAAGUCCAGACUUUGAAGAAGUAACUGACCGUUCACAGCUUGACAUCUCCGAACCAUAUAAGGUUUAUCGAAUUGUUCCUGAAGGACAGCAAAAAUGUAAAUUUGGCAGUAACUCCAAUGAACAAGGUGAUGUCACUGAUAUGGAUUGCAGCCCCCCUGGAUCCGAUGAGCUUAUGAAGGAUGUUAUUGUGGAUUACAAUGGCAUAAUAAAGAGAAGUCAUUCUCCACCACAGGAGGAUUGUACAAGUCAACCACAGCAAGAUUGGUGGGGACGACAAACCAUUGAAGAUUCUUCAAUGCUGUAUUAUGCCAAUAACUUUGGACCUAUGCAACCCAAUUCAGGGUUUUGCCAGAUGAUAGUCACCUUUUAUUAUGGAGGAAUUCCAAUGUCCCGGGUUCCCAUUCGGCGAUCUGAUGGCUGUCGAAUCACCGUCCGUCAUGCUCCCACCAGCAAUGAGACCAUAUUCGGGCCAGAAGGCAUGGAGCAGGUUCUGUUCCCGCCCACAAACAAGAUCAUGAACCAUCGGCAGCAGCAAGUCACAAAUAAACUCUUGACUCACCUUGAGCGUGGGGUGCUGCUGCUUAGCAACAACGAGGGCAUCUAUAUCAAAAGGCUGUGCCAGGGCAGGGUUUUCUGGAGUGGCCCUUGUGCACCUUUUGCUGACCGGCCGAACAAGCUGGAGAGAGAUGCGAUAGUGAAGCUUUUUGACACAAAACAGUUUUUGCAUGCUUUGCAGCUUUACACAGAGAACCCCCAGUGUGUCCUUCCAGAUAACAAAGUGAUUAUAUGUUUUGGAGAGGAGUUUCCUGACAUGAAACCCAUCAACAAAAAAUUAAUUAUAGUGGAGAUUGAACAAAUGAAAGCAAAGCAUAUUUUGCAAGCGGUACUUCAGUCACGGAAUUAUGAUAACAACAUCCAUCUUCAAAUUUCCAAUGAAACAGCAGAAGACAAAUUGUCUGGGAUUCUUCAUGAACUUUGUGUGAAUAGUUAUGGCUACCCAAGACCCGCCUACAGUGAAAACCAACAAAUAAGCUGAAAAUAAAAACAAAUCUCUGUUUCAGUGAUCUAAGGACUUUUGUGUAAGUUGGUAGCAUUAAGAAAAAUGCUCUUUGCUGGAUGUCAGUAAUUUUGCUAAAGGACUCCGAAUUUCUAAUUAUCCUUUUUGGCUGAAUGCAGCUUUGCACUGCAAUUAAUAUUUUUGUAACAAUAUUGCAUUUUGUAAAAUAAUCAUAUAUUUUAUAAAGGUUUAUUUUUCACUGUGAAGACCAAUUUAUUAUCCAUAGAAGUUUAUAACAGAAGGCACUGAACAGGAAUCUACCUGUAAUACUGUUCAUUACUGUCAUGACACUUACUAUGUAAGAAAUAUUUAUUACCUACAGAAUAAUGGUUGUCUAAGAGGGACUUGCAUUGAUUUAUUAUAAUGGGUUACAAAAAUUUCUAGUUUUGAAAUUGUGCCUGGGAAUGUGUUGCCUUACAAUUUUGUUAUCAGUUUGGCUUUUAAAGAAAAUGGGCCGUUCAUUUGUAUAGAUUGCAACCUUGCAUGUAUUGCUGUGCUGUGCAGUAAUUUGCAGUUACUUUGUAAUAUCCAGUACAGGUACUGACGGUUGUAAUUAUAGAAAUGCAGUUUGAGUUGAACACAGGCAAUUUCUGUAGAGGCAAUCGACUUCAAAAGUAAUCUGGCAUUUAUAUCAGCACUUUCAUGAGCUCAGGUAUUCCAAAGUGCUUUAAAGCCAGUGAAUUGCUUUUAUCUCUUGGAACUGUUGUAGGAAACACAGCAGCAAACAUGUGCACAGUAAACAGGAAUGUGAUAAUAACCAGACAUCUUAUUGAUUUAAGGAUAAACAAUAUUUUCGAAACCAGGGAGAAUUCUUUCCAACAGGACUUUUUAUAUUCACCAGAGAGUACAGUUAGGACCUUAGUUUAAUGGCACCUCUGAUAUUAAAUACAGAUCACAUUCUUAUUUUACUGAGCUAUCAGCCUAAGUUUGUGCACCCACAUCACUGGAAUGGGGCUGGUACCUUAAAUUUCAGCAGAAGAGUCAUGAUAAUUAUCAUUUAAGCCAUGACUGUGAGCUAAACAGUUGCUGCAGGUAUCAAAACUCAAAACUUCCUGAGUAUUGGCUGGUUUAUUUAAUUAUCCAGUUAGCGUAUCCUAUUUGAUAACAAACAUAACCACUUCAUCUUUAUGUGCUAAAACUGUCAGAGGUAGCCUUCAAACUUAAUUUAUUUUGCUAACUGAAAGGGGGACAUAAAAUUAAAUAACAUGGAAACUUUUGAAAUUGAGGAUCAAGUAAUCUCUUCAUUGUUUUCAGUUCAGACAGUAAAUUGAGAAGCAGCACAUCUAGUUCUGCACUGGAAUCUUUUCUUCAUCCUUUUCUUCCAAUUCCUGCGCUGUUACUUGACCCCAUUUUAUAUCAUCUCACGGUGAAUGUGCCAUUUCAGUUUUGUAAGUUGGCUGAUAUUAGCUACUCUGAAACUGAAAUAUUAUUAAAAUAUUGAUAUUAAUUGAAUAUCCAUUCCAUAAUUUGUUGAUAUUAUAAGCAUUAAUUUUAAACAUAGAAAUAAGAGCAGGAGUAGGCCAUUUGGCCCUUCAAGUGUGCUCUACCCUUCAACAUCAUCAAACUCAGUACCCUUUUUUUCUGCUUACAUCUUGAUCCCUUUGCUGCUAAGAAUUAUAUCCAACGCCUUAUUGAAAAUAUUUAAUGUUGUGGCCUCAACUUUUUUCUGUGGAAGUGAAUCCAUCACUCUCUGGACGAAGAAAUUUCCCAUCAUCUUAAUCCUAAGUAGACUGUAUUCUUAAACUUACGCAUUCAUUUCAUAGUUUCAAAGAAUUAAAUUGAAGACACCUUAAAAUAAUAGUUUGUCUUUUUUGACCAGUGUUGGUGUGAUACAAACACCGACUUGGCACUUGGCUGAUUUGAAAACUGUAUUCCUUAGUUCAUGUAUUUAGCAUGCAUGCUAAUGCUUUUGAAGAAGUGAAAAUCAGACUCCAGCAUUUAGUAUGAACACAUUUACACAUAAUUAGUACUUAGAUUUUACAACACAGAAAAUCUAUACUUACGGUUAGGGUUUACAUGAGCUACUUCCCACCUUAUUUUGUCUACGUAUCUAUUCCUUUCUCCCUUAUGUACUUACCUAGCUAUUCCUUUAAUGUAUCUGUGCUAUUUGCCUCAAUGACUCCACAUGGUAGUAAGUUUUUCAUUUCCUGAGUAAAGCAGUUUCUCCUGAAUUCCUUAUCAGAUUUAGCUAACAUAGUUCCAGCGCAGAACUAGAUGUGCUGAUUCUCAAGUUACUGUUUGAACUGAAAACAAUGAAGGAAUUAUUUGAUCCUCAAUUUUAACAGUUUCCAUUUUUUAAAAAUUUUACUUCCCUCUUUCAGUUAGCAAAAUAAAUUAAGUUUGAAGGCUACUCUCUGAUGGUUUUGGCAAUUUAUAUUAAUAGCCCUUAAACUCUACAUCAGUAUUACUGAGUUAACCUUGAACCUUAACCCUUAAAUCCUCAGAUGAAAACAUCAAAAUAACCAGUUCAGUGAAUUGGUUAAGUUAAUUUGCUUCAAAUCAAAGGUAAAACCCUAUUGAUAUCUGGUGCAAAAGAAUUUAAAAAAGUUAAAGUGGUUUGUUAUUAAAGUUAAAGUUAUUUGUGGUUUAGUAAGCAACCAAAUUUGGCAAACCAAAUACUAUUUUAAAUAUUUCACACUAAUAUCGAUUAUAACUAAGUUUCUGUAUCUAAGCAUUUGAUAGUUGGCUCUAUAAUGCUGAUAUAUAGGAUAUAUACUUCAGGAAUUGUUACUUAUAACAUUAAUUACAAUUAAUGAGUCCAGUAUACAGCACAAAGAGGUUAGAUUUUGCUGUGCAUGUAUGUGAGAGGGAGAAAAGACUUUUAUGUUACACUUAUGUCAGGCUCCCAGUGCAUGGUCCUUGCAGAGCUGAUGUUUAAUAGCUGAUUCUCAGACAAAUAGCUUUGAAGACCUACUGAUACUGAAUAUUUUGAUCAGCCAAGGGCAAAUACCCUGAUGGCAACACGUGCACAAUGCUGUUGUCAUGACAUUACGUCCUUUGCUGGUGUAUGCUGGAUGAACUGUCAUAACCAGCCAUAGCAUUGAAUAGUGAAAACCUACAGCACAGUCUGUUUACAAGAGGGACAACUGCACUAAUGAUACUGCAGUAUUAAAACAUUUGUGUUAUGAUUUUAAUCACCCAAUGUGCUCUCCAAUUAUAAGCUCCAACUGUUUUAAAUUUACCUGUGUUAAGUUGUAGUUUUGCUGUUGAGCUGAACAUGGCUUUGGACCAGUGUCUUUAUUGUGGUGAUAACACAGGGUUGCCUCUCAGAAAGUACCUAGAAUUCAACAAUGCUUAUUCAUAAUGACAGAUGUCCUUUACCUGUCUUUCUCUCCUAAAAAAGUACCUAGACUUCAUCACCAUUCAUCAUUUAAGAAUGACUGGUAUUUUGACAUGAUGACAAUAUUAUUCUGCUCCUCUUUCUUAAAAGCCAAAUCCAGCUAAAAUCUUUCAGCCCUUAUUUCCUCCUUUGUAUUUUUUACUCAAUUCUUUCGGUGUUCCUUUUUCUUUCUCCAUCUUUAAGCAUUUCCAGUUUUAAAGGAAGAAAAGGUAACCUCUGAACUGGACUGGUGGUAUGUAAGAAGAAACUUUGCUUCAAUGGGUCAGAGCCAUUCAGGGGACGUCAGGCUUGAUCCACAAUCUGGGCUGAGUUCAUUGGUCUUGAUUGCAAUAGUGGUACUAAACCUUGUCUUGAUUUUGGUGGAAAUUAGCCAGAUUCCAUGUUCCUGAUCAUUGUUCAGUGACUUCUCUACUUGUAGAAGAGAUUGAGCUUGGCUGUCAUGCUCUCUCAAAUUAAAUAGCGACCAUGUAUAAUUUGAAUAAGAUUCAAGCUUGAACUUUUGCAAGAUACAAUGUGCCUGUGAAAACAAAGUUUUUUCAGGAACCAACAAGAAAAACCAGAAGUGUGUUGGAUAAAGUUUUUGAGAAUGUAGAAACAGAAAAAACAGUAGCAAAACACCCUUUAACCCUGAGUGUGUUUGUACCAAGCAAUCGACAUUCAGCUUCAGAGAUAACAUUCUAAGCAAGAGUUAGAUGUGACCUUUUAUCUCCUCCUAGUUAAUGAUUUUGUUUUAUAACAUGCACAAAGUAACUUUUUAUUGUAACUAGGGUCUGAUUCUUUUCGGAAAUAGUAGCAUGAUCCUGUUCUUUACAAAGUGCAAUUUUAU
Messenger RNA from Chiloscyllium plagiosum (whitespotted bambooshark), 5648 nucleotides. It is a transcript of the gene irf8, whose product is annotated as interferon regulatory factor 8. Gene Ontology annotation, molecular function: DNA-binding transcription factor activity, RNA polymerase II-specific; protein binding; RNA polymerase II cis-regulatory region sequence-specific DNA binding. The record is from RefSeq and is a predicted model, not a curated record. Gene Ontology annotation, biological process: regulation of transcription by RNA polymerase II; immune system process. NCBI's taxonomy places the organism in Eukaryota, Metazoa, Chordata, Chondrichthyes, Orectolobiformes, Hemiscylliidae. Gene Ontology annotation, cellular component: nucleus.